AUGGGUAGGGGUGCUAUGGCACAUAAUCAUAAAUUCCCUCUCAUUCUUCCUCCUCCUGGAGGACUCAAUGCCCCUCGCUAUUCCGAGAUUGUCUUACCAAAGCUUAAGGAGUAUGAAGAGAUAUUGUCUGCAGAGAUUGACCAAAUGCUCUUUCCUGUUGAUAUCAGAAGGAACAAUAGCAGAGAGGACAGAGAAAUGGACCCGCCGACGUUCUCUCAAACCGACGGGUCCAGGCCUUUUUCCUCAUCCACAUCCUCUCCUGCUACCGCAUUCAUCUGCCUCGGCUCCCCCACCGCUACUGCAUUCCCUCCUGUUCCCCUAUUCCUUGAGCUCUUCCACAUCUCAGGAGGAUUCAUCUUUCCUUGA
Messenger RNA from Tremella mesenterica DSM 1558, 366 nucleotides. RefSeq lists its product as uncharacterized. The record is from RefSeq and is a predicted model, not a curated record. The transcript has 2 exons. Lineage: Eukaryota; Fungi; Basidiomycota; Tremellomycetes; Tremellales; Tremellaceae. Bases 1 to 366 code for a protein of 121 amino acids.